AUGGAAUACGCCCACUAUCUGCCUCGGGACUUGGUGGUGUCCUUUCUGGGCCUUGUCUUCGUCUCCGUUGUCAUGCGAUCACUCCUGAUGUGGCAAAGGCGGACUCGGGGCAAGCUGUUACCUCCGGGUCCGCGACACUUACCCAUUCUUGGCUAUCUCAAUGCUCCCAAAUUCAAGCCGUGGUUUGCUUUCAAGGAGAUGUCCACACGAUACGGCUCCGAUAUAUUGUACUUCCGGAGGUUUGGCCAGCACAAUAUUGUGCUCUCCGACCCCUCCGUGAUCACAGAGUACCUCGUAAAACGGACUACGAAUACUUCAGAUAGGGUGCACAGCCCCUCUGUCACCUUGAGUACCCUCAACAGGAGGCUUGCGUUCAUGCCCUAUGCGGCAGAAUGGAGCGACUGCAGACGGGCGUUCUGGCAGCACUUCCAUCCCGGCGCUUUAGGACGAUACAAGCAUGUGCAAUUGGCAGUCGCUCACCGCUUUCUUCUGAAGCUGCUCGAGAAACCUGCUGGCUUCCAGCAACACAUACGAUAUACCUUCGCGGCGACCAUACUGAAGAUUACAUACGGCAUUGACAUUGACGACGAGAACGCUGAAAUUGUCCAGGUUGUCGAGAACGCUGGCAAGGGUCCUGGACAGACCCUGAUCCCUGGCAGGUUUCUGGUGGACUCCAUCCCAUUCCUACGUUUUGUGCCUGCGUGGAUGCCAGGGGCCGGAUUUCAGAGGCAGUUUGCUGAAUGGGGUGCUGCGAGCAGGAAGUUGAAGGAUUUUCCGUACGUACGUCGCAACACGGCAUUCACAGAUAACGCUCUGCCUUCUUGCGCAACGAUAGCCGACACCUUGCUUUCCGAGAAAGGAGAGACCGGAGAAUAUUCCUCGGGAAUAGGACAGGAAGAUCUCGUGAAGACUGUGUGUGGUGCUGCAUAUGUCGCUGGUGCAGAUACGACAUACUCGACACUGCAAGCUGCCUUCCUAGCCCUAUCCUUGUAUCCCGACGUCCAGAGGAAAGCACAAGCGGAGCUAUUCGCCGUGGUCGGACCUGACCGUCUACCCGACUUUGGCGACCGGGAGGCCCUCGUGUACGUCAACGCAUUGGUCAAAGAGAUGCUCCGGUGGUUCAACGUUACACCCCUUGGGAUGGCCCACCGCACAAUGGCGGACGAUGAGCUCAACGGUUAUUUCAUACCCGCUGGAACCAUGAUCACGCCCAACAUAUGGGCGUGCAUGCACGAUCCUGCAGAGUACGAAGACGCAGAUGAGUUUCGUCCAGAACGCUUCAUCCGCGAUGGGAAACUAGAUUCUACUGUCCGCGAUCCCCUGGCAUUCGCGUUCGGCUUUGGAAAACGGCACGGUCCUCCCGGGGACAGGAUCUGCCCCGGCCGCUACUUCGCAGAUACUGCCCUCUUUAUAAACGUCGCCUCCGUCCUGCACGUCUUCGACAUCACCCCUCCUCUGGACGAGAACGGCAACCCGAUCCGCGUCAAAAUGGAGAUGUCUGACGGCUUCAUAUCGUACCCCGAGGACUGCCGCUGCACAAUCCGCCCCCGCUCGGAGAAGGCCGCAGCGUUGAUCCUGAAAACUCAAGGCUAA
Messenger RNA from Dichomitus squalens LYAD-421 SS1, 1593 nucleotides. Its product is annotated as O-methylsterigmatocystin oxidoreductase. Bases 1 to 1593 code for a protein of 530 amino acids. NCBI's taxonomy places the organism in Eukaryota, Fungi, Basidiomycota, Agaricomycetes, Polyporales, Polyporaceae. Gene Ontology annotation, molecular function: heme binding; oxidoreductase activity, acting on paired donors, with incorporation or reduction of molecular oxygen; monooxygenase activity. The transcript has 10 exons. The record is from RefSeq and is a predicted model, not a curated record.